AUGGCCGCCUCCGUCGAUUCCAUCAAUUCUCAUCACCUCCCACCGCUUCUAUCACCAUCCUCGACUCCUCCUCCAUCAUGCGCCGACACAACAAACGACAAACUCCCCACGAUUCCCUCUGACGAAGACCACUCUUCUGAAGAAGGCUCCCACAGAAGUAGUAGUGUGCGUCGCGUAGAAUCCAACUCUUCUAUUUCCGAACCAGCGGUCGAAGAUGACGAGGAACAAGAACAAGAGCCUGUGGAGGAGAGUUUAGACAAAGAGAAAGACCAGGAUGAUAACACUGCUGUACCCUCUGGCAGGGCCAGCCGUAGCAGUACGAUAAGCAAUACCACGAACCCUAAUGUUAGACGUCUCUCCGCGACUGAGAUGCAGCGCCUCACAAACUCUCCUGAGUCGUUACCUGUGGCUCCCGCGCCAGAACGGAGGUCAAUUGAUCAAGAAUCCACAACCCACCUUCUCGAUCAGCGCGAAGCUAUACGUCAGCAUGCGAUGCGCCUUGAUGAUGCGGCUCCCCCAGCGCAGCAAAAUGGUGUCGCUGUAGAAGCUCGCACAGGUCCAGCUUCUGCCCUACGGACUGCGAGAGAUAUUCAGAUGAAUAUUCACCGACGGCCAUCGCCUGGAGCGAGAACUCUCUCUACACCUCCUACAAGCCGUGUAUUAGCAAGCGAUUCGAGUGGGACGUCUUCGCCGAGACGAUACUCUUCUUUCAACUCAACUGGACGACCUACAUCUCUACAUCUCAACCUUGACGGUGCAGGUGGAACAUCUCCUGUUCUCAGCGCCCGGUCAACACCUGCAACAGCCAUACCUCUCCAAACAGACUCUUCAGGCCUUCGACCACCAUCACCGAUUCCACCCAUCAUUCCUCUACCGCCCAUGUCGUUACCUACACAUCUACAGCUGGAGUUGGCAGCGCAAAGACCUAGUCCAUUGUACAUCCACCAGUCCCACGCUUACGAUAUCCCCUAUGAAUCCAAUGCUGUCAAAUUCGAGCGUCUUAAGAACGUGAUUCUUUUACCGCCCCAUCUCGAACUUACGCUCAAUUUUGGGGCCCUAGCAUGUCUCGAUGCUUGGCUUUACAAUUUCACCAUCCUUCCUAUGCGCUUUAUCCAAGCUGUCAGUAUGCUAGUUCGUUGGUGGGGCUAUGUGAUCCUUAAAGAAGUUCGAUGGCUCCUCGGCUUCGUGUGGUAUGGCCUUGGACGCCUUUGGCGACGAGGUAGGACCUCGCGAGCUGAUGAGACCUCUGAUGAAGGAAGAUCACGCAGUGAGAGCCGUCCUCGAGGCCGCUCAAACGAUGAAAACGGGAUUCCCGAUUUCAAGGCAAACGGAAACGGGAAUGGAAACGGGCACUUCAAGCCUUUACAGUCUCGAUCACAACCGAAGUCUGGAGCAUUUCGUCAUAGGAGGACGAAAUCCAUGCCUUCAAAUCUCUCGGCCUUUCACAAAGCUGAUCUUCUCCAAGGUGCUGUCAUAAUAUGCAGUUCCAUGGCCCUGAUGACUCUCGACGCAAGCCGUAUGUACCACUUCAUUCGAGCUCAGUCCGCCAUCAAACUCUACGUCAUAUACAAUAUUCUUGAAGUCGGUGAUCGUCUACUUUCAGCUCUGGGACAGGACAUUCUGGAGUGUCUCUUCAGCACGGAAACGCUCUCACGUAAUGCGUCUGGUCGUUCCAAGGUCCUUCUCCCGCUGGGCAUGUUUAUGCUUGCUCUAGUAUACUGCUGUCUUCACUCUAUCGCGCUUUACUACCAAGUCAUCACUCUUAAUGUUGCCGUCAACUCUUACUCCAACGCCCUGUUGACCCUUCUUCUCUCCAACCAAUUUGUUGAGAUCAAGUCCACUGUCUUCAAGCGUUUCGAGAAAGACAACCUCUUCCAGCUUACAUGCGCUGACAUCGUUGAGCGUUUCCAGCUUUGGAUCAUGCUCUUCAUCAUCGGGAUGCGUAACGUCGUCGAGGUUGGCGGCCUCAGCGUCCCCGGUGCAGGCUCGGAGUCAUAUGAUGAGACAUCUGUACCCCAUCAUAGCCCUUCUAUCCUGCCACACAGUUUUACUGUACUACCCUCGUGGCUCAUGUCAGGCGAAGUUCUCUCUCCUUUCUUCAUUGUCAUUGGUAGUGAGAUGCUUGUCGAUACUAUUAAACACGCCUAUGUGACGAAGUUUAACAACAUCAAGCCAGCUUUCUAUAGCCGUAUUCUUGACAUCUUGUGUAAAGACUACUACACCAAUGCUUUCAUGACUCCUUCUCUGACCAAGCGUCUCGGUCUCGCUGUCAUACCCCUAUCUUGCCUCUUUAUCCGCGCCUCCAUCCAAACCUACCAUAUGCUUCUGUCCACACAUCUCCCUAUGCCAAUGCCAAUGCCCAUCCCCCAAUCAACACAAACAUCCCUCUCCGAAGAAUCAGCCACACCCUCAUCACCCGCUAUGAUAGCCGCCCUCAACCGCUUCGACUCUCUUAUCCGUGACUCGCUCGGCCGCGCAACAUACGGCUACCCCUACGGCUCACCCCUCAACUCUCGGCCCUGGUACUCCUGGACAUCCGACGACUUCAUCGCCGCUGUAACCAUGGUCGUAGUCUUCUUCAUCGCCUUCCUCGUUCUCCUCAUUCUCAAACUCCUUUUGGGCAUGGUCCUUCUCAAAUACUCCCGCAACAGAUACGCGAAGAUGAAACGUGCAGAACAUCAGGGCCGUGCUCCUGAAUCUUUUGAUACACCCGGUGGACGAAGAGUCGGUGGUUUUGGUCAGGUUGAGGUUGGAGAGGAGAGACAGCGAUGGAUUCAUGCUGAUAGGAACGAGGGAUUGAAGGGUGGUAAAGGACCGGGGAAGAGGGUUGAGAAGACAGAAAAGAAGAAGGAUGAUUUUGAGAAGGUGAUGAGGUAUGAGAUGGUUGCCAAGAGGAUUUGGUGA
Fusarium redolens is the source of this 2904-nucleotide messenger RNA. RefSeq names its product eukaryotic membrane protein family-domain-containing protein. The transcript has 2 exons. Gene Ontology annotation, biological process: maintenance of protein localization in endoplasmic reticulum. NCBI's taxonomy places the organism in Eukaryota, Fungi, Ascomycota, Sordariomycetes, Hypocreales, Nectriaceae. Bases 1 to 2904 code for a protein of 967 amino acids. The record is from RefSeq and is a predicted model, not a curated record. Gene Ontology annotation, cellular component: endoplasmic reticulum membrane.